CCUUUCUUCCCCAACCGAUAAACAACCCCUCGCCAUUGAUAUUUUUCCACUUUUCUUCCUUUUUAUCUUCUCGAUUCAAACGAACCCCCUUUUUAUUCCUGCGGGUUUCUUGUUCAACCUUUGUUUUGCACGAAAAAUAGUGUUUUCCGAUAAGGAAAACAGAGGAGAGGAGGUUUUUGAUGAUGAUGGAUGCAGGUGGAUGCGUGGAGCAAGGCAAAAACAUUAUAACGGCAGCGAAGCACGUAAACAACAGGGUCAGAUACGCCAACAAGACAAUCAAGAAGAACAACAGAUCAUCGUCGUCGUGUAAGAAGAUGAGAAGAGAGGCUGUGUUUCCACGGGUCCCGGAAGUUCUGCAACAACUCUUCGUUUCCUGCAGAGAAAUCUUCAAAGGCCCCGGCACUGUUCCUCCUGCUUCUGAUGUAAACAAGCUUCGCGGUAUUCUGGAUAAGAUGAAGGCAGGAGAUGUUGGACUUAGCAAAAAUCUGCACUUCUUCAAGGCAAGGGGUGCGGUCAAAGGCACUCCAAGAGUCACCUGUACUACCAUUUACCAGUGUGAUGAGUUCUCGUUGUGCAUUUUCUUUCUACCAGAGGCGGCGGUCAUACCGCUGCAUAAUCAUCCGGGGAUGACUGUUUUCAGCAAGCUUUUACUCGGAACAAUGCACAUAAAAUCAUACGAUUGGGUCGAUCCGAUCGAUACGAAGAACGACACGACACCAUCCCCCCAAUUGAGAUUGGCAAGGUUGAAAGCCAACAGUGCGUACACGGCGCCGUGCGACACGUCAGUGUUAUAUCCGACAACCGGAGGCAACAUCCAUGAAUUCACGGCCGUAACGCCAUGCGCGGUGCUCGAUGUCAUGGGACCUCCGUAUUCCAAAGACGACGGCCGCGAUUGCUCCUUUUACAAAGAUUUCCCCUACUGGGAUCAUGAAGAUGGAGGAACAAGAAGAGUGAGUGAAGAAGAGGGAGAAUGUUAUGGAUGGUUGCAAGAAAUUGAAGCGCCGAAGGGUGCAGAGAUGGAUAGAAUUGAGUAUUUGGGUCCUCAGAUUAAAUAAACCACCUUUUAGAUUCAUAAAUAUCUUGUAGAUAGUGGGGGAAAAUAUCAAGGCUUUUAAUACGAUCAGCACACUGUUCCUUCACAGACUAUACAAUUUUUAUUGGUUUUAAACAAGGUGGGCUAAUGGUUUGUGAAAUACUUUUAUGUUAAU
This is a messenger RNA of Hibiscus syriacus, 1208 nucleotides long. Its product is annotated as plant cysteine oxidase 2-like. Bases 180 to 1055 code for a protein of 291 amino acids. The transcript has 4 exons. Gene Ontology annotation, molecular function: oxidoreductase activity, acting on single donors with incorporation of molecular oxygen, incorporation of two atoms of oxygen. The record is from RefSeq and is a predicted model, not a curated record. NCBI's taxonomy places the organism in Eukaryota, Viridiplantae, Streptophyta, Magnoliopsida, Malvales, Malvaceae.